AUGUCCGCUCUUGCUUCCCAGACCUACACUCCCACUGAGGAGACCGAGAUCCAGCAAUGGCUCACCACCUCGGACCGUCUCAAGACCUCCUCUGUCGAAGAGCAGUCCCCGAUCCUAGAUACCCUCAACGCGCACCUGUCGUCUCGGACCACACUUCUCGGCUCGAAACCCUCCAAGGCUGAUGUCGCCAUUUACGAGACCCUGAAACCAGUGGUCAAUGGCUGGAACUCUGAGCAGCGCUCCGGAGAGCAGGGCCGCCCUCAUGUUGUGCGCCACCUCGAUUUCGUCCAGAACUCCCCUCAGUUCGGUCUGUCGGUCAGCGACAAGGUGCAGGUCGACCAGGAUGAUGUCCUCUUUGUCAAGAAGCCCGUUGAUGCCAAGGCUGAGAAGGAGCGCCUCAAGAAGGAGAAGGCUGCUGCCGCAGCAGCCGCCGCAGGCGGUGAGGGCCAGGACGCGUCGCUUGUCGACCGCACCAAGGAGAAGGUGAAGGAGAAGGUCGCCGAGGCCAAGGAGACGGUCGCUGGCGCCGAGGGCAAGAAAAAGGAGAAGAAGGAAAAGAAGGAGAAGGCCCCGAAGCCGCAGAAGGCCGCGCCCGCUGCGGCUCCCCUCUCGCCCUCUCUGAUCGAUCUGCGUGUCGGUCACAUUCUCAAGGCUGUCAAUCACCCCGAUGCCGACUCGCUCUACGUGUCUACGAUUGCCAUGGGAGACCCUGCGGGUGAGGACACCACCGAAUACGAGGGCCAGGUCUGUCGCACAGUCUGCUCGGGUCUCAACGGAUUAAUCCCGCUUGCGGAUAUGCAGGGCCGCAAGGUUGUGGUUGUCUGCAACCUCAAGCCCGUCAAGAUGCGUGGCAUCAAGUCCUCCGCCAUGGUGCUGGCCGCUUCCCCCAAGGUCAAGGAGGGCGAGACCGAUGACCACAAGGGUCCGGUCGAGCUGGUCAGCCCACCCGAGGGCAGCAAGGCUGGUGAAAGGGUGUUCUUCGAGGGCUGGGGUGCCGACAAGCCCGAGGGUCAAUUGAACCCCAAGAAGAAGAUCUGGGAGACUAUCCAGCCCGGCUUCACCACUACUGACAAUCUCGAGGUUGCGUUCAAUGCCGGCGCUGUGGAGCAGCUGGGCAAGACGGACGUUGGCAAGCUCGUCACUGAGAGCGGUGGCGCUUGCACGGUUCAGACGCUCAAGGACGCUGUCGUUCGAUAG
This is a messenger RNA of Emericellopsis cladophorae, 1197 nucleotides long. RefSeq names its product GU4 nucleic-binding protein-like protein. The transcript has a single exon. Bases 1 to 1197 code for a protein of 398 amino acids. Gene Ontology annotation, cellular component: methionyl glutamyl tRNA synthetase complex. Gene Ontology annotation, molecular function: tRNA binding. The record is from RefSeq and is a predicted model, not a curated record. NCBI's taxonomy places the organism in Eukaryota, Fungi, Ascomycota, Sordariomycetes, Hypocreales, Bionectriaceae.